AUGAUUCAGGACUUCAAGUACCUGAAGAACUUCAGUAACGUCGACCUCUCCAAGCUUUUUGAGCUACAGGCCAACUCACGACCCAGAAACACCGGCCUGCCCAUUCACGCGAAGCAGUGCAACACAGACAUUGGCAGGAGUUUCUUCCGUGACGGCGGAGACCUGAGCGAGGACAGCAACCCGGGCAGCAGCGAGAACAGCAACAGCGAGGACCAGGCGAGGCUGCACCUGAAGAGAAAGCUACAGCGGAACAGGACCUCCUUUACGAACGACCAGAUAGACAGUCUUGAGAAAGAGUUCGAGCGGACGCAUUACCCCGACGUGUUCGCGCGGGAGAGACUCGCGGCCAAGAUCAACCUUCCCGAGGCCAGAAUACAGGUGUGGUUCAGCAACAGGCGGGCCAAGUGGCGGCGGGAGGAGAAGCUUCGCAACCAGAGGCGCACAGCGGAGGGAAUGGCGCCGUCCUCCCCCACACGGAUCAUCAACAACUCCUUCGCGCCCACGCCCAUGUACACGCCCCUCCCGCCUCCGCCCAUGUCCGUCGCGGAGUCCUAUGGGACCAUGGGCGGCGGCGGGGGUGGUUUCGGCAUGACAUCCUCGGUCUGCCCAGUCGCCUCAAGCCCGAACUGCCUCCCAGCCCAGCAGCCCCCGUCCCUCGGCCACUCGGGGAGCCCAGCGGGGGGGAUGGGGCUCACCAGAGACAACCCGCACGCCCACAACCACUACAUGACGCGCCCAUCCUAUGAGUCGCUCUAUACGCACGCCCGCGCCUCCCCGACCUGCCCGCCCAUGCUGUACCACCAUCACCACCACCACCACCAGUCCCCGCACGCCCAUGAGUACAACACGCCCACACCUCCGAAUUCACAGGCGGGUCUCCUCUCCCCCGGUGUGUCUGUCCCUGUGGCUGUACCGGGGCAACACCACGACAUGAACUCACAGUACUGGACACGCCUGCAGUAACCUCCAUCAACACCACCCUGCAACACCACCAGACUUGCAACACCACCAGGACUUAGCAGCACUGGAUUGGACGUCUCAACACCACCAGUCUUCAACACCACCACCACCUUGCAACUCCACCACCAGCAACCUUCAACACCACCUGACUUGCAACAUCACCAAGACUUAACAGCACUGGAUUGGACGUUUCAACACCUCCAGUCUUCAACACCAUUCUUCAACUCCACCACCAGACUGCAACACCGCAAGGACCUAUGUUACUGGACCCGAAUGAAGUUGUUUUGCGAGACUUUUCAACACCAGCCUGCACCACCACCUCCAGUCUCAACUCCAUCGCCAGACUGCAACACCAAUAUCAGUCUUCAACACCACUAUCAUCACCACAAGCCUGCAACACCUCAAGAUCUGGAAUGGACGCGAAUUUAGUUGUUUACGAGACCUCUCAACACCACCACCACCACCACCACCACCACCACCACUUUUGUCAUCACCACUACAAGGAUUCAACACCAAUUUCAUCACCAUCUUUGUUCCUCUCCAGUACCCACCACCACCACCACCACUAACACCAUCGCUAUUAGUCUUUGCCACCCUCAACACCAUUUCAAUACCAAUGUCAUCACCACCACCACCACCACCAUUCUGUACAACAUUCCACCAGUACCAGUGUGUGUGUGUGUGUGUGUGUGUGUGUGUGUGUGUGUGUGUGUGUGUGUGUGUGUGUGUGUGUGUGUGAACCCGCCUCUCCUC
Messenger RNA from Eriocheir sinensis (Chinese mitten crab), 1713 nucleotides. RefSeq names its product paired box protein Pax-6-like. The record is from RefSeq and is a predicted model, not a curated record. Gene Ontology annotation, biological process: regulation of transcription by RNA polymerase II; anatomical structure development. Gene Ontology annotation, molecular function: DNA-binding transcription factor activity, RNA polymerase II-specific; RNA polymerase II cis-regulatory region sequence-specific DNA binding. Bases 1 to 963 code for a protein of 320 amino acids. The transcript has 6 exons. NCBI's taxonomy places the organism in Eukaryota, Metazoa, Arthropoda, Malacostraca, Decapoda, Varunidae.